GGGUCAUGUGUUGUUUGUGCUGUGGCCCGUAGAGAUGUGUACAGGAGUAGAAGAGAACGGAUUGCUAACCGAGCUAGCUGGAUCCUCCCAGUUACAGAAGCAAAGCUGAGCGCGGUCAUGUUUCACACGGUGGGAUUUAUUUCGUGAUAAAAGCCCACGGUGGACUGGAUCCGUCGCCGCUAGGAGACAGGGGGACUAUUUUUCUUCGGGCGGAGUAACAAAGCCGGUGUGUGUGUGUGUUGGAGGGGGGAUUGCAAAUCUGAGCCGUACGAGUCACCGUUAGCUGGCCUAGCCGGACUCGGGAGCUUCGUCUCCCAAAACAAGAAUGGGGUCUGAGUCGACUCGGAUUAGCCUGCUACUAAAGUGACCUUUGAUUGUGUUCCCCCGAUGGCUAACUUAACGAAUUACCAGGAGGGAAAGGCGGCCCUGCUGCUGGUGGAGGCUCAGCAGAGGGACGUUGGGGCCGCCAACACUAACGGUUUAGUCGGGGAACCCCCUUCCCCGUUAAUCAAUAUAGCAGGAGGAGGUUCUCGUUUUCUGCAACAUUUACCUCCCUCCAACCACCUCCACCACCACCAAAACAUCAGCACCGACUCGCCAAAGGAUCAACAUCAGCAUCAUCACUACCAGCUGGCUCCACAGCAGCAUCUUUCCGAGUCCCCGGGAAGAAAAGCCUCCCCCUCCUCUAUCAGCCAGGUACACACGGCCGAGGACCCCGCCGCUAGCAGCAGCACCAGCAGCAGCGGCCAUGUCUACGCCGCUGUGACCGUCACCAACAGCUCGGAAGCCGUAGACGACAUCCGAAAGUGCGGCUAUUUGAGAAAGCAGAAGCACGGACACAAGCGCUUCUUCGUGCUGCGGGCCGCCAGCCACCUGGGGCCGAGUCGUCUGGAGUACUACGACAGCGAGAAGAAGUUCAGGAGCAGCCUGCGCACCGCGGCGGCCGCCAGCGGGGGAGUGGUGGCCGCUUCUCCCCCAAAGAGGGUUAUUUACCUCUACCAGUGCUUCACGGUGAACAAGAGGGCGGACUCUAAAAACAAGCACCUCAUCGCCCUGUACACUAAGGACGAAUAUUUUGCUAUAGUGGCAGAAAACGAGGCGGAGCAGGAGGACUGGUACGUGGCCAUCAGUGAGUUGAUGAGCGAGGGGAAGAGGGGCCACCUGGACUCGGAUGACUUGGAUGAUGGAUAUGGGACAGUCAGUCCUGGGACUGUGUUUAAAGAGGUUUGGCAGGUUAACGUAAAGCCCAAAGGACUGGGUCAAACUAAAAACCUCACUGGUGUUUACCGCCUAUGCCUGUCUACUAAAACCAUUCACCUCGUUAAGCUGAACUCUGAAACCCCCUGCGUUAACCUCCAGCUGAUGAACAUCAGGCGCUGCGGACACUCUGAGAGCUUCUUCUUCAUAGAGGUCGGCCGCUCGUCCUCCAUCGGCCCUGGCGAAAUAUGGAUGCAGGUGGAUGAUUCGGUGGUGGCCCAGAACAUGCACGAGACCAUCCUGGAAACCAUGAAAGCCCUGAAGGCCUUUGCAGAGUUCAGGCCGAGGAGCAAGAGCCAGUCUUCGGGCUCCAACCCCAUGUCGUUCAUCACAACCCGGCGCCUCCUGGGUAACCUGCCUCCGAGUCAGACAGGGCUGCAGCGGCGCUCCAGGACGGAGUCUGUGGUCGGCACGCCGCCCUCGAGUAAAAGUUCCGGGGCGAGUGGCUACCGCUUCCGGACUUCCAGUGAAGGCGAGGGGACGAUGAAUCGGCCAUUCCGCUCCGCCACUGGGAGCCUGGUCCACCUCAAUGCGUCCCGUGGUCCUCACGGUCGCCAAGACGGGGGCGGGAGCGGAGGCAGCUGGAGCGGCGUGGCCACGGGGAAUGCCGGCACUAGCACCAACAGCAACCGCUACGUUCGGGCUAUCCCGUCCACCUGUCACGCCCGCUCGGCGUCGCUUCCUGUCUCCCACUUCCCCUCAACCACCAGCCCGGUCAGCGUCUCCUCCAGCAGUGGCCACGGUUCUGUGUCCGAUACCCUCACCCGGCCAUCGAGUGCGUCCAUAUGCGGCUCCCCUUCUGACGGCGGCUUUAACUCCUCGGAUGAGUACGGCUCCAGCCCCGGUGACUUCCGGUAUUUCCGGGUUCGAAGCAACACGCCCGACUCUUUGGGAAACACCCCGCCAAUAAGAGAGGAGAACUGCCUUAAUGAUUACAUGGCCAUGGGCUGGAACCGGGAAGUUUUUGGCACCAGUGUUAGUUCUGGAAACAACAGCGGAUGCGAGACGCCACGUGAAGAAAGCACCUUAACGGCAGAGGAUGAGCGUUAUUCUUCCUCGUCCCUGAGAAGGAGGACGCACUCUUUCUCCAGAGCCGCUGCCGGCGCCACCGGAGCUUCUGGCAUUGCCACCUAUCAGAAAAUGACCCAGACCAACCUCUCACUGGAUGAGGGGUCAGAUGUAGUGUUGCCGUUCGGGAGCGGGCUGCUCCAUGGCGGGCCGUCCUCCUCCUCUUCCUCGCUUCGCUCUGACUACAGUUCCUGCUCCGAGCACAGCCAACAGAGCCGCCCCUCCACGCUUUCUAGGACGGAAGCCGGAGCCGAACGCCCUCCGCUCUCGUCCUCCUCUUCUGCCAAGGAAGAUGGCGGCUAUAUGCCCAUGAUGUGUGGCGUGGCUGCGUCGCCGCGGGACACUCCUCCUGACUACAUGCCUAUGCAACCCUCCUCUUAUUCCUAUCAGAUCUCCAACUCUCCCCAGUUCCACAGCCCAGCUUUAGGGACGCGUUCCAACCACCACCACCCGCAGCUCCAAUCCCAAUCUUCCACAGACUCUCAUGGUUACAUGAUGAUGCUCCCAGGAGGCGGCGGUACAUCUCCUUCCUCUCUGCAGGCCUCCCCUAGUAGUUCUGCCGGCGUCGGCGGAAGCAGCAGCAUAGCUGAGAAACCCGAAAAUGGAGAAUAUAUGGACAUGUCCUACAGCGGCGGUGGUUGCAAGCUCCCCAGUGAAGACACCACAGUGUAUUACACGCCAGGGACACCUGAGGGGGCUCUCAAGUCUUACAGCCCGUAUUUCUCCCUGCCGCGCUCUUAUAAGGCUCCCAGCAGAGAGAGGGGCGAGAAAGAAGACGGGGAAUAUGUACCGAUGAGUUCUCCUGCCAAACCAGUAUAUUCGGCAUUUGCAAAUGCUUCAGGACCAGAAAAAAGAAUAGGAGGCGGGGGUGGCACCUCCACUCCCUCCCACCCGCCUCCCCCCUACGGUGCUCACCAUACGACUGCAGCAAUGGCCGACCGAUGGGUCACCAGGCCCACUCGCCUUCCGUUGGGUAGGAGGAGUUUCCAUGGUCCGCUGCGGGUCAGCGAGCCCUCCACGGCGCCCGCUGGUGUACCUAGCUCGGUCUCGGUGCCCGGCCUCCCCCAUGGGGGGCACUCAAGUCCCGGAGAAUAUAUCAAUAUAGAGUUGGGUGAACACUUCCCUCACCAGCAGCAGCCCCCGCCCUAUCCGCUGUCAGCUCAAGACGCCGCCCCCUCUCUGUUACCCGGCGAAGCUCGGUGCUCCCCUCCCCAGGCCCAGGACUACAUGAGCGUCGAGGUCGGGACAGACCAGCACGAUGCCGCUGGGUGUAAGAACCAGUCGCCCAGACCCAGCCUGGUGGCUCCUUGGAACCCGCCCAGCUACAUCCGACCUCUGGUUAGCAACUCUGGGGUCACCGGUUCAGGGGGUCACUGGAGGUCAGUCGGAGACGAUUACACAGAGAUGUCGUUUAACCUCAGCAGAGGUGAGAGGACUCAAAGCCCCACAGCAAUGCUGCAGCACCUCUGCAUCAUAGAGGGAUGCUACGGUCAUCCCGCCUCUGCCUCCUCAUCCUCCUCCCCUCCUCAUCCUCCAUUAACCCAGCAGCCGGAGCCAAAGGUGGUGCGAGCAGACCCCCAAGGCAGGAGGAGACACAGCUCGGAGACGUUCUCCUCCAGCUCCUCCAAUUCCACCCCCUCAUCCUCAGCCACGCAUCCCUCUCUGUCUCACCUCUCAGCCCCCAACACUAACGGAUCCCACCCGUCGGAAGAACAGACAUCCAGAUGGGCCAGCUCGGCAUCCUUCGACAGCGCAUGGAUGUCUGUGGACAACAGCGCCGAUCCGUCGGCUCACCAAGCCCAGCCGAGAAACACAGAAGCGGACCUCCCUGCAUCGGCCUCCUCAGGGUCCAGCGCUGGUAGAAUGUGCAGGAACAUGUCUGCCGGCUACCAGAACGGCCUCAACUACAUCGCCUUGGAGCUGAGGGACGACGGGGGAGCGACGGCGCCGGGGGCCAGUAGCAGCAGCGGGGGCGUGGCGGCGGCGGCGCCAGCGGGGAUGGUACCUCUGCCCGAGAACGGAGCCUACGCCAGCAUAGACUUCACCAAAUCGGAUGGAGUCACCACGACAACCAAGGACUGAGCGACAGAGGUCCACCAUGUGCCUCCUCUUCCUCCUCCUGCUCCUCAUCAUCUCUUAUAUUGGGGGACACUUGACUCUGCCUUUGACCUUUGCCACCCCCAACCCCCCCUCCAACAGUGACCUUCGACCUUCAGUCACACUAAGAAGCUGCUUUCAUCUGGUCGCAGACGACAUGACAAACCUAAAAAAAAUGCUUGCGGGUUUUAUUAUUUUUUUCAUUGUUAAAUGUUUUUGUGUUUUAUAUGCACAUCCUGUCCUGU
This is a messenger RNA of Cyprinodon tularosa, 4667 nucleotides long. RefSeq names its product insulin receptor substrate 2-A (gene irs4b). Gene Ontology annotation, cellular component: cytosol; plasma membrane. Gene Ontology annotation, biological process: insulin receptor signaling pathway. The record is from RefSeq and is a predicted model, not a curated record. NCBI's taxonomy places the organism in Eukaryota, Metazoa, Chordata, Actinopteri, Cyprinodontiformes, Cyprinodontidae. Gene Ontology annotation, molecular function: insulin receptor binding; phosphatidylinositol 3-kinase binding. The coding region runs from base 388 to 4407 and encodes 1339 amino acids. The transcript is spliced from 2 exons.